Messenger RNA from Phaethon lepturus (White-tailed tropicbird), 2199 nucleotides. RefSeq names its product voltage-dependent N-type calcium channel subunit alpha-1B-like. The annotation marks the transcript as partial. Lineage: Eukaryota; Metazoa; Chordata; Aves; Phaethontiformes; Phaethontidae. Gene Ontology annotation, biological process: chemical synaptic transmission; calcium ion import across plasma membrane. Gene Ontology annotation, molecular function: high voltage-gated calcium channel activity. Gene Ontology annotation, cellular component: voltage-gated calcium channel complex; membrane; neuronal cell body. The record is from RefSeq and is a predicted model, not a curated record. The transcript has 13 exons.
GUACUGGAAUUCCCUGAGGAAUCUGGUGGUCUCCUUGCUGAACUCCAUGAAGUCCAUCAUCAGUUUGCUCUUCCUGCUGUUCCUGUUCAUUGUGGUGUUUGCUCUGCUGGGGAUGCAGCUCUUUGGAGGACAAUUCAACUUCCAAGAUGAAACGCCAACCACGAAUUUCGAUACCUUCCCUGCUGCCAUCCUCACAGUAUUCCAGAUCCUGACGGGGGAAGACUGGAAUGCGGUGAUGUACCACGGGAUAGAGUCGCAGGGUGGCGUCCGCUCGGGGAUGUUCUCCUCCAUUUACUUCAUCGUCCUGACGUUGUUUGAUACGCUCCUGAAUGUCUUCCUGGCUAUCGCGGUUGACAAUCUGGCAAAUGCCCAAGAGCUGACCAAGGACGAGGAGGAGAUGGAGGAAGCCACCAACCAAAAGCUCGCGCUGCAAAAGGCCAAGGAAGUGGCAGAAGUCAGCCCCAUGUCUGCAGCUAACAUUUCCAUAGCCGCCAAGCAGCAGAACUCCUCCAAAUCCAAGUCCGUUUGGGAGCAGCGGACCAGCCAGAUCCGGAUGCACAAUUUCCGAGCCAGCUGCGAGGCGCUGUACAACGAGCUGGAUCCGGAGGAGCGGGUGCGCUACGCUACCACCCUGCACAUCAGGCCAGACAUGAAGACUCAUUUGGAUCGGCCGCUGGUGGUAGAGCCGAGGAGCGAAGGGAGGAACAACAUCAGCAAGCUGAGCCCUGUGGACGUGCAGGAGGUGGAGCAGACCAAAGUCAUCUCUACUGAUGGGGCAGAAGCUCCACGAAAGCACCACCGGCAUCGGGAUAAGGACAAACUGGGAGAGCAAGAGAAGGGCGACGUGGCCAAGGAUGAGAAUGGGGAAUCUGGCGCCAACAAUAAGGAGGAGCGGCACAGGCAGCACAGGAGCCGCAGCAAGGAGGUGGAAGGGGGGAGUAAGGAAGGGAAAAGUGAUCGCAACAGGGGCCAGGAAGGGGGAAAGAGGCACCAUCGCCGAGGGUCAGUGGAAGAAGGUGCUGAGAAGGAGCACCGUAGGCACCGGACUCACCGGCACUCUGCCGAACGGCAAGGCAAGGAAGGCAACGGGACAAUCAAUGGGGCCAGGAGCGAGCGGCGUUCCCGACACCGGGGAGGGUCGAGGUCUGGGAACAGGGAAGGAGAGCCUGGGUCCAAGGGCGAGAAUGGAGAAGAGCCUCACAGACGGCACAGGUUCAGGAACAGGGCCCUGUCAACGUACGACUCAGUGGAGAAUGGGGACAAGGACGGGGAGGCUGGCGAGAAGGAGCAUCGGAAUCAUCAGCCCAAGGAGAACCAGUGUGAGAUCGAGGCUAGCGGAAGCGUGAGUGUCCCUGUGCACACCCUUCCCAGCACCUAUCUGCAGAAAGUGCCGGAGCAGCCAGAAGAUGCUGACAACCAGAAGAACGUGACACGGAUGAUUCAGCCACCUCUGGACAAAACCACCGCUGUGAACAUCCCCGUCACUAUCACUGCCCCGCCGGGGGAAACCACUGUCAUACCAAUGAACAACAUUGAGUUUGAAAGUAAAGCCGAGGAGAAGAAAGACGUCGAUGACUUGACGAAAAAUGGGCCUAAACCAAUCUUGCCUUACAGUUCCAUGUUCAUCUUAAGUCCUACAAAUCCGAUUCGGCGUCUGUUCCACUACAUCGUCAACCUGCGCUAUUUCGAGAUGGUCAUCCUCAUAGUUAUAGCCCUCAGCAGCAUUGCCCUGGCUGCAGAAGACCCUGUCCAAGCAGAGUCGCCGAGGAACGAUGCUCUGAAAUACUUGGAUUAUAUCUUUACGGGUGUCUUUACCUUUGAGAUGGUGAUCAAGAUGAUUGACUUGGGGCUGUUACUCCACCCUGGCUCCUACUUCCGUGACCUGUGGAAUAUCCUGGACUUCAUUGUGGUCAGUGGGGCCUUGGUGGCCUUUGCCUUCUCAGGAACCAAAGGCAAGGACAUCAACACAAUCAAGUCGCUGCGAGUUCUGCGGGUCCUAAGACCGCUGAAGACCAUUAAGCGUCUGCCAAAACUAAAGGCUGUCUUUGACUGCGUGGUGAAUUCUCUGAAGAACGUCCUCAAUAUCCUCAUAGUUUACAUGCUCUUCAUGUUCAUUUUUGCCGUCAUUGCUGUGCAGCUCUUUAAAGGCAGAUUUUUCUACUGCACCGAUGAGUCGAAGGAGCUGGAGAAGGACUGCAG